CAGGGGGCUGCGUGGCUGUCAGAGCUGAUCUGCCCGGGCCUGCUGGGGGCAGGGAUCAGGGCAUGUCACGGGCAGAGCUGGCCUGGCAGGUUAUGAACGCUUGUCUCACGCCCGCCCCGGCAGAAGUGAGUCCAAUAAAAGAGAUUCCCGCAUCCACCUUGUCUCUCAAAUCCCCCGCAGGUAAACAAAGCCUGCGGCCCUUACAGCAGCGCAGCUGGAUCGCAACAGCCCGGCCACUGUAAGGUCUCCCCUGUCGCUAGCCACUCUUUGCUCUCCUGCCGGCAUAAUUAAACCACCCCCAACGAGCCGCCUUAGCUCUGUCCGCAGGAGAGCGUCUCCUGCCGACAUAGCGCUGGCCACACCAGGACUUGUUGGUGAAACUUAUGUCGGUUUUUGCACACCCCUGACUGAUAAGUUUGACCGACAAAAAGUGCCAAUGCUGACAAAGCUUAAGGCCUUGUCUACACUAAAGGGAAAAGUCGAUCUAAGCUACGCAAUAUGAGUUACAUGAAUAGCAUAACUCAAAUUGACGUAGCUUAGAGCUACUUACCGCAGGGUGCAUGCUACACAACCUCAAUGGAAGACACUCUCCUGUGGCCUCCCCUUACUCUUCUCGAUCAAGUGGAGUAUAGAAGUAGAUGCAGCAAAGAGUAGUCCUGUGGCACCUUAUAGACUAACAGACGUAUUGGAGCAUGAGCUUUCAUGGGUGAAUACCCACUUCAUCAGAUGCAUCUGCUUUUACAGAUCCAGACUAACACGGCUACCCCUCUGAUACUAGAAGUAGAUGGAAGAGCAAUCAGCAGUCAAUUUAGCGGGUCUUCAUUAGACCCACUAAAUCGACCGCUGAUGCAUCGAUCGCCGCCGUUAAGUGUAGACAAGCCCUCAGUGUCAUCCACAGCUCUCCUCCCCUAUUCCACUGAAUGCAUUGCAUUGGCCAGCUUCAUAGGUAGCAUAUGUAUCUGGAUACACAUGUUGUUAAGGUUGUGUCCCAGCCAAUAAAAAAGCCUGCAAAUCUUAUGUAGACUUAGGCAUUUGUAUAGGUUUAUGUGCAUGAGUAGGCCUGUGGACUUUAGUGGGAAUGUGCAUAAACCUAUGCUGUGCUGAAAUCAUUGCAGAAUUGGGGCCAAGGAAGCAUGCUGUCUAAUGCAGGCCCUUUGUUUUCCCACUCUUUGAGUAUUUUAGGGAUAUUUACAUAGGUCAAUUUGCUCAAAUAAAGUAGUGCCAAAGGAAAAAGGAUGAACAUAGAAAAUGUGACCAAGGAAACAGUCCUUAUUACAGGAGGAGGUGGUUACUUUGGUUUCCGUUUAGGUUGUGCCCUAUACAAAAAAGGAGUUGACGUGAUUCUCUUUGAUGUCCUGAAGCCGGUCCAAGCUGUGCCAGAGGGAGUGAAGUUCAUACAGGGGGAUGUCUGCUGUCUCUCUGAAGUGGAAAAAGCUCUCAGAGAUGUAAUCUGUGUAUUCCAUAUUGCUUCCUAUGGAAUGUCUGGCAGGGAGCAGCUGAACCGAAAACUUAUAGAAGAUGUUAAUGUGAGAGGAACAGAAAAUAUCAUCCAGGCUUGCAGGAAAGCAGGAGUGCCAAGUCUGGUUUAUACAAGUACAUACAAUGUAGUCUUUGGGGGCCAAGUUAUAGAAAAUGGGGAUGAAUCUCUGCCUUAUCUACCACUUCACCUUCAUCCUGAUCACUACUCCCGGACCAAGUCUUUAGCUGAGAUGAAAGUGCUGCAGGCAAAUGACACAGAGCUUGGAGAAGGGAAAGGUGUGUUAAGGACCUGUGCUCUCCGACCAGCGGGCAUCUAUGGGCCCGGAGAGCAAAGGCAUCUUCCAAGAAUAGUUAGCUACGUUGAAAGGGGAUUGUUUAAAUUUGUAUAUGGAGACCCUCUGAGUUUAGUGGAAUUUGUCCAUGUAGAUAACCUAGUUCAGGCUCAUAUCCUUGCUUCAGAGGCACUCAAUGCCACCACCCGGCACAUAGCUGCUGGCCAAGCUUACUUCAUUUCAGAUGGCAGGCCAAUAAACAACUUUGAAUUUUUCCGACCUUUAGUUGAAGGCUUGGGUUACCAAUUCCCAACCAUUCGUCUUCCUCUCUCCUUUGUAUAUUUUUCUGCAUUCCUAACUGAAAUGGUCCAUUUUCUUGUAGGCCGUCUUUAUAAUUUUCAGCCUCUUCUCACGCGCACCGAGGUUUACAAAACGGGUGUCACACAUUAUUUCAGCAUGGAAAAGGCCAGGAAAGAGCUAGGGUACAAACCUGAGCAGUUUAGUCUGACAGAAGUAGUUGAGUGGUUUAAAUCCCAGGGACAUGGAAGAAAGCUCAGAAUCUAUACUGUAAAACAUCUGAUUAGGGAUGGAGGGUUGAUCUUGCUGUUGGCCGCAGUGGUGCUCUCAUGGCUUCCAGCAGCAGUAACACUCUCUGUUUGAAAGAUGUUGAACAUUGAACUUGGGCUCUUUUUAUAGGGUGAUAAAAUAUGCAAAGUACUUGAAAAUUAAAAUAAAAUUAGAUCCCACUGUGUUCUCUUU
This is a messenger RNA of Mauremys mutica (yellowpond turtle), 2510 nucleotides long. RefSeq names its product short chain dehydrogenase/reductase family 42E, member 1 (gene SDR42E1). The transcript is spliced from 3 exons. The record is from RefSeq and is a predicted model, not a curated record. Gene Ontology annotation, molecular function: 3-beta-hydroxy-Delta5-steroid dehydrogenase (NAD+) activity. Lineage: Eukaryota; Metazoa; Chordata; Testudines; Geoemydidae. The coding region runs from base 1236 to 2411 and encodes 391 amino acids. Gene Ontology annotation, biological process: steroid biosynthetic process.